This is a messenger RNA of Penicillium chermesinum, 3354 nucleotides long. RefSeq names its product lipase family protein. NCBI's taxonomy places the organism in Eukaryota, Fungi, Ascomycota, Eurotiomycetes, Eurotiales, Aspergillaceae. The coding region runs from base 1 to 3354 and encodes 1117 amino acids. The transcript has 4 exons. Gene Ontology annotation, biological process: lipid metabolic process. The record is from RefSeq and is a predicted model, not a curated record.
AUGUUGAAACCCGAUGCUCAACCGGAGGAGAAGCCGGAAACUCAGAUCGCGAUCAGCCACGGCCCCGCGGCAUCAGGAACCACUUUGCUGCCCCGCCCAGUCGCGUCUUUAGUUUCUUUGGUGACGCAGUCGACGUCGCUCUCCCUUCGAAUUGGGACCUUCUUCGGUGGGGUGGCCCUUGAUGGGGCCCGCGCGACGACGUUGACAGGGCUUGAGCUGGGCCGUGCUGUGAUAGAAGGCAUUUUGACUCGGGCUGGUAGAGAUGUGGCAUUGCGAAGUGGUGAUGAACAUGGAAGAGCUGAAGCCGAGAGUCUUUUGGAGCGCAGUUUAGCAACUCUACAUACCACAGUGACCUCUGCUUCGUUCUUUGCUGCUGCGACUUUCCACUUUUCCUCAACGACGCUGGCAUCAGUUGCAAAUUUCUCACAGGCGCUUUUGUCGACGCUUGAUGCUAUUCUCGGGUCCACUGAAUCCUCAAGGGCCAUUGCUGCCAUCAUCACCCUCAUUCGAAGAGAAUUUCGACCGGUAAACCCUACGAGUAGUGAAAAGAUUGGCGUCGGAGACCUUCUCAUAGGGUCACUCGGGUUCGCUCUUUUGCAGCGGUGGGGCAAGAAAAACACAGAGAGAUGCCUCCGCGAGAAUGGAGGGGAUGAGAUUAUCUGGGAUACCGUCAUUCUGGAUACUGGUGCAAGGGCUGAUGUGGUCGGAACACAUCAAGUACGCUUCGCCAAUCCAGACCAUAAUGCACCAGAUGAAGCGGAAAGGGCUUCAUUCAUGGCCCCGGGAGCGGGGAUGAGCCUUUCAACGCUGUACAGCGACGAUCGAGUGUGGAUACCACAGGAUCCCGGGCAACAAGCAGUGUCAGAUGAAGAUAUACGGGCUUACAUAGUGAGCCAAUUGCCCCAAGGCUGUCAUGCCUCGAUCAGGUCAGAGGUGCUCACUGCUCGAACAAUCACGGUCGAUAUCUUUGACGAUGAUUCGGCGGAGAUUGCUGCUCCUCCGGGAACCAUGAUGCGACUAUACCGACUCCACCCUGAGCAGCAGCAACUUCCGAAGCAUACAAUGGUCUUUCGGACGGCGUUGAAUAAAUCGCAGAGCACUCAGUUGCGACCUAUCGAUCGUCCGAUUACCCCAUCCACCGAAUCGAAACCGCCACAGAAUGCUCUACAGGGGAAUCCGCCAUCACCAGCACAGCCGAGAGGCGCACUAAAACGGGUUAACUCUCAGCCUGAACCUGCCCACACUCUGCUCAACCCAGACAUGAAUGGCUCGAAUGUACCUAAUCAGCCCCAAAAUUCGUCCGCAAAGGGUUCUUUCACUAGGCUGGCCCAGCGAGUCAAGCCCAACGGUCCAGAAAAGAAAGAUGGGAAAGACAGUGCUAAACGUCAACCUCCAAAAAAGCCCACCAUUAAAGUUCCAACUUCUCCAGUCGCGCCCAAUGGUCGACAUGCAGCAAGGCCGGUUAAAGGAGCCGCUGGUCCCAAAGAAGCCACCACGCGAGAAAUCGCCUCCCGGACAGGUGCAAUCCACCGCCCAGAUGAAGCACCUGAAUACCGUCCUAGUACACCUGCCCCCAAUCGAGGUCUUCGAAGGUCACCAUUCCCUGGAUCUCCGCAUGGCCAGCCGGCUCAAUUGCAGGCCCGGAACGUACUCUCGCGUGGAAUGCACGACCGGAACCCCCCAAGCGGCCAUUUUGUCGCCCACGAGAAGAGUCAGGAAUCGCUGCUGACACACACUGAUGCCUUCUCACGACGCAGUUCCGAUAUGCGCCCGGGCUCGCCAGCUGCCACUCGCACCCAUGUACGGAGCAGUAGCUCGCUCUCCGUGACCAGGUCAGAGACUGACGGCGGAGGAUCAAUCCAUGACUAUCGCUCGGCAUCCCCAGCAUUGCAUCGGCGGUCGAAAUCAUACACUCCCAGCGUGUACUCUGUUGCUACUGCUGGGUCCGAGACCUCGCUCAUUUUGGCGCAUCGGCCACGCAUGAGUGCCUACGAGGAUAUCGAAACCAUCCAAGCGCUGAACCGCGAUGGCCUCAUUCCCGGGAUCUUUCCCGAAAGGCACUUUGUUCAGAACAUUCGCCGCUUCUGCCGCUUUUCGUCCGCCUCGUACGGGGCCAACGCCCUCAAGGUCAUGGGAGUGCAGAGUACCGCGAAGAGCCUGCCACAGGCUACAUCCGAUACGCAUGAGCAUAGCCACUUUUCAGAUUAUGCCGGCCUACCGCCAUCGACGAUCCUUCUAUCGUCGUUCGUUGAUCCCGCCGGGGGCACCAACGCAGCUGGCGAGACGGAGAGCGGGUUCCCACUUGUCCAUUACUUGUCUAUCGAUCAUGACUCCAAAGCCAUAGUCCUGACGCUCCGUGGAACAUGGGGCUUUGAAGACAUCCUCACAGACAUGACCUGUGACUACGAUGAACUCGAAUGGCAAGGCCGAAGCUGGAAAGUCCACAAAGGCAUGCAUGCCUCUGCCAAGCGUCUCCUCGAAGGCGGCGGUGGUCGAGUGAUGAUCACCCUCCGCGCUGCGCUGGAGGAGUUUCAAGAUUACGGCAUCGUCCUCUGCGGACACUCGCUCGGCGGAGGCGUGGCCGCUCUGCUAGCUACCAUGAUCUCGGAGCCUAGUAGCUCUCCCACGGGCACUUCGUUCGUCACCGCGUCCCAUCCACCUGGCAUCCAAGCUCGUCUUCUGGGCGCCGAUAGCUCGCCGACAAGGGCGCCUCCUCGCACUUAUGAUCUUCCUGCGGGUCGUCCCAUCCAUGUCUACGCAUACGGCCCACCGGCCGUGAUGUCUCCAUUCCUCCGGCUCGCCACCCGCGGCCUCAUUACGACCGUCGUGAAUGGGCAAGACGUCGUGCCGACCCUCUCCCUCGGAAUCCUGCAUGACAUGCAUACCGUCUCGCUCGCAUUCAAAAGCGACAUAUCAGGCGCGAAGUCCCACGUCCGCCAGCGCCUGCACCAACGCCUCCGCGAGAGCAUCAUCCACAAAUUCUACGUCAAUCAGCCCCCUCUCGUGAUCAAUGCGGGGGACGGCGUCGGCGAGGAUGCCUGGGCGUGGAAGACCCUGGGCCUGCUGCGCGACGAGAUGCGAGCACCAAAGCUCCAGCCUCCGGGCGAGGUGUUUGUCGUUGAGACGAUGCGUGUUUUGCAGCGGGAGGCUUUUACUCCGGCACCGGAUUUCGCGGGCUCGGAUGGGUAUCCCAGACUUGGACGGCCGGCCACGCGAGUGCAGAUGCGGUUUAUCCGCGAUGUUGAUGCGUGGUUUGGAGAGCUGAGGUUUGCGUCGGGGAUGCUGAGUGAUCAUAACCCGGCGCGAUAUGAGACCAGCCUGGCUGCGCUGGCGAGGGGAGUGGUUGAUGAUUGA